AUGGACGCCACAGACAGCGAUGAACCAUCAAAGGAGAAGCAGCAGCAGCAGCAGCAGCAGCAGCAGCAGCAGCAAGAGCAGGAGAGACCGCAACUAGAAGCAAGCAGCAGCAGCAGCAGCAGGAGCAGCAGCAAAAGAAGGACUGAGGGGCCGCCGCCGCGACAGCAGCAGCAGCAGCAGCAAGCAUGGAGAGAGAAUCUCCUAGCGAUGUGGAGACACCCAAAGGGGGCCGUCGGCGACGUGCACGUCAGCAGCAACCAGGGAGCAGCAGCAGCAGCAGCAGCAGCAACAGCAACAGCAGCAGCAGCAGCAGUUCCCAAGGCGGCCAGCGGGGAGCAGCAGCAGCAGCAAAAGCAGCAGCACUGUAGCGCUUGUUGUCUGACCCCCCAUCCCCAAAUUGUCAACUAG
This is a messenger RNA of Eimeria mitis, 408 nucleotides long. RefSeq lists its product as uncharacterized. NCBI's taxonomy places the organism in Eukaryota, Apicomplexa, Conoidasida, Eucoccidiorida, Eimeriidae. Bases 1 to 408 code for a protein of 135 amino acids. The transcript has 3 exons. The record is from RefSeq and is a predicted model, not a curated record.